AUGCCGAACAAGACUCCCGUAAACUCGUACCGCCGAUUAACCACUACUAAGGUCCGUGGCGUCGCCUCACGAGAUCAGUUUGAUGGGACGCCAGGCCCCACAAGUCUCGAUACUGCUGUCAUAAGCCGUAUUUACGUUAGUUUCGCAGCUCACAUCACGGCGCUGGAGGUCCAUUAUGAAAAGGGUAGCGUCGACAAGAUUACGCAUGGAACGCCUAGCGGCGAUAGGCAAGAGAUUAUUUUACAACCUUACGAACUCAUUACCGCUAUUGAAGGAAGCUGGACAGGAGGAAUCAUCAACCAUCUUACUUUCACUACCAACAAGCGAACAUUUGGCCCUUUUGGGGAAAGAAAGGGAGAGUUCUUUCAAUGGGAUGCUGGUGCAAAGGUUCCGUCGGACGUUGCCCCUCGGAUGGGGCUGCUGGCCUUUCGUGGAACCUACUCAGGUCAAAUCACCUCACUCCAAGCUACCUUCGCCGAAUUUGACCAUCCCCACAGUACGGUCAGGUAUGAGAGGCUACCGACUUUUGCUAAUGCGAAGUCUCCAUCCGGUUCAUCUUGUCUCCCAAGCUUCAUAGUGCAUCUCAUGAGCCCAGUCAUUACUCUCUUGGCCGGCCCAGAGCCUAUAUCACUGCAUGUACAUGAGGCCAUCCUUUGCCGUCUUCCCUUCUUCCGAGCAGCUCUCAAAGGGGAGUUCAAGGAGGCUUCCGAGAAGGUGGUGAAAAUGCCCGAAGACGACGCAACGUCCGUUGCCGCUUUGAUUGAGUUCUUAUCCUCGGGCGGCUACACGUAUGCCUAUAACCCAGAUAAUACCAGGUUCCGCGAUGGAAAAUCUCUCGUUCCCAUUGCGGACUUGGCGCAAGGGCUAUUCCACGUGAGCGUAUACGCAGCUGCCUCGAAGUACGACUGUCCAAAGCUCGUCGAUGAAGCUAUGAAAAAUUUCCGGGUGGUAGUCGGAGAUCUUGAGGGGAUCGAUAAUCUUCGAUUGUGGCAAGCAGCAUAUGGGGUAGGGUUAACCAUGUGGGCCUGGGGAACAGAUGAGGGCCCAACGAAGUUCAAUGAGGGGCUAACGAAAUGGGCUGCAACGCUCUCAGAGAAGCAUCGGGAGGAGAUGGAAAGGAUUAUGGGUGACUGUCCUGCUUUGGCUUGUGAUUUGCUUGGAUUUCAAACACCGGUGAUAGGGAGUGAGUCUUAA
Messenger RNA from Morchella importuna, 1194 nucleotides. RefSeq lists its product as uncharacterized. The transcript has 7 exons. Gene Ontology annotation, molecular function: protein binding. Lineage: Eukaryota; Fungi; Ascomycota; Pezizomycetes; Pezizales; Morchellaceae. The coding region runs from base 1 to 1194 and encodes 397 amino acids. The record is from RefSeq and is a predicted model, not a curated record.